AUGGCGCCCAGGGCCCGCAACCCCGCCCCCGGAAGAACGACCGACCCCGAGUCGCAGCGAGCCCCCGGCGGCGGAGGGCGUCCGGGGCGGUGGCACACAGACCAACCCCUCAGGUGCCACUUGGGGACACAUACCGCCCCCUUGCCUGAAUGCUUGACCCGUGGUGGAAAAAGGCAGCUGCCUCAGCAGGUUGGAUGUGAAUGGACCAGGCCUGGGACAAAGCCCGCGGGCCUUGGCCGAGCACAGCCGAUAUCCUGUGUGCGGGAGCUGAGCUGGCUAAGGCCCGCACAACCCCUGCCCCGAAGAGCAAGGACCCGGGCAGCCAUGACGAGCAGUUGGUAGAGGAGUACCUGUCACCUGCCCGACUGCGCGCCCUGGCCCAGGUAGAUGACCUUCGACUGGCGGGCAUGCUGGAGAUGUGCGUCAGCACCCGUGAGAGCAGCCUGGGGAACUUCGGGGUGCACCUGCCCAACCUCAGCCAGCUGAAGCUGAACGGUAGCUGCCUGGGCUCCGUGAGAGACCUGGGCACCUCCCUGGGCCGCUUGCGGGUGCUGUGGCUGGCCCGCUGCGGCCUGACCGACCUGGAUGGCAUUGGCUGCUUCCCGGCCCUGAAGGAGCUGUACGCCUCCUACAACAACAUCUCCGACCUGAGCCCGCUGUGCCUGCUGGAGCAGCUGGAGGUCCUGGACCUGGAGGGUAACAGUGUGGAGGUCUUGGAGCAGGUGCGUUACCUGCAGCUGUGCCCGAGGCUGGCCACGCUCACCCUGGAGGGCAACCUGGUGUGCCUGCGGCCAGGGCCCAGCCCCUCCAACGAGGUGCCCCCCGGCUACAACUAUCGGGCAGAGGUGAGGAAGCUCAUCCCACAGCUGCGGGUCCUGGAUGAGGUGCCAGCCACACACACGGCCGUGCCGGCCCCCCGGGAGCUGCGCCAGGACUGGCUCAUGGUGAAGGAGGCCAUCAAGGAGGGCAGUGUCUCCGAAGGCCUGUUCCCCGGGCUGGAUCAUCCCCACGGAGCCCCCAUCCGGACACUCGGCUCCCAGCUCUCCUUGCCUGAGACCCAGCCACGGGCCCCCAGGCCACGGCCCCUCUCCCUACUGGUCACUGGGGGUCCCCUGCCGGGAGGCCUGCUUCCCAAGGACCCAGCUCCACAGGACGACACGAGUAACCUCACCCACGGUGCUAGCCGAGUCCUCUGCGGAAACCCCACCAAAGGCCUGCGGGAGCGUCGACACCAGUGCCAGGCCUGGACACCUCCGGAGCAGCUGGCCCCACAGGAGGACCUGGCUGCCAGUGCCCCCACCCCAGGGCCUGACCCUGCAGACAGCAGUGACCUCCUGGCCUUGGCUAGGCUCCAGGCCCGGAGGGAGCUGCGCCUUCGUAGGUACCUGGAGUCCCAGCAGGAAGGUGCCACAGCCCCCUGGGGCCCACGGGGGGCGCCCGAAGAACAAGAGGACGAAUCUAAGCCCAGGACUCCCUCUGGCCCCCAAUGUCUGGUCCCAGAGUCUUCUAGGACUUCAGGCUGUAACCUGAUCCCCUCUCCCCCUAAGUUCCCUUUGCCAUCUGAUUCCAGCAACACCUUCUGGGGGUCCCCACACCUGCAGUUCAGGAGGCGUAGGCUCAGAGCCCUAGGCAGCUUGAGGCCCGGCCUGGGUCAGGGGCUAGCUGCGGUGACAGCUCUAAGAGGCCUGGAGGUGGCCUCGGGGCCGAACCCUCGAGCCCAAGGAUGUCCCAGCCCAAAGCCAGCCCCGGAUCCAGCAGCCAGACCUCCCCGGCCUCCGGUGCGUGCAGCACCUGAACCCUAUCACCCCAGCCCAAUCCCACCCCUAGUGUAACCCCCCACCCGCUGCCAAGCUGGCCUGGACUGCGGG
Lynx canadensis (Canada lynx) is the source of this 1868-nucleotide messenger RNA. RefSeq names its product leucine rich repeat containing 56 (gene LRRC56). Gene Ontology annotation, molecular function: protein binding. The coding region runs from base 201 to 1832 and encodes 543 amino acids. The record is from RefSeq and is a predicted model, not a curated record. Lineage: Eukaryota; Metazoa; Chordata; Mammalia; Carnivora; Felidae. The transcript is spliced from 13 exons.